AUGUUGUCAGGUUGGACGACGCAUGAAAGGCUAUCUUGUCCUUACUGUAUGGGAAGCACAGACGCAUUUCAGCUGAAAAAUGUCAGGAAGACGUCCUGGUUUUACUGUCAUCGGAGAUUUCUUCCCAUUAAUCAUUCGUACCGAAGGAACAAGAAAUUGUUUCAGUCAAAAAGGGUUGUACGAGACACUGCUCCGCCAUAUUUAUCUGGAGAGGAAAUCGAGAAGGAUAUUGAUUACUAUGGUGCACAAGACAUAGUCAAGAAAAUGGGUAAUUGGCAUACUACUGCAAAUAUGUCUGAUGGUUACGGGACACAGCAUAAUUGGCACAAGAAGAGUAUAUUUUGGGAACUUCCAUAUUGGAAAAAUCUACUUCUACGCCACAAUCUUGAUGUGAUGCAUAUAGAGAAGAACUUCUUUGACAACAUCAUCAAUACAUUGUUGAACGUCCCCGGGAAGAAAAAAGAUAACAAGAACUCAAGGUUGGAUUUGCCUGCAUUAUGUUCUAGGAUUGAGCUGCAUAUUAGAAACGAUGGAAAAUUCCGGUUCCCAUUUUCAGAUUGUCAGCAGAAGCAAAAGCAGCGUUGUUCAAGUGGGUGGCAUCAGAUGUAA
Messenger RNA from Brassica oleracea var. oleracea, 609 nucleotides. RefSeq lists its product as uncharacterized. The transcript has a single exon. Lineage: Eukaryota; Viridiplantae; Streptophyta; Magnoliopsida; Brassicales; Brassicaceae. The record is from RefSeq and is a predicted model, not a curated record. The coding region runs from base 1 to 609 and encodes 202 amino acids.